Messenger RNA from Varanus komodoensis (Komodo dragon), 8016 nucleotides. It is a transcript of the gene DLG2, whose product is annotated as discs large MAGUK scaffold protein 2. Gene Ontology annotation, cellular component: postsynaptic density membrane; neuromuscular junction; neuron projection. The transcript is spliced from 29 exons. The coding region runs from base 1200 to 4229 and encodes 1009 amino acids. The record is from RefSeq and is a predicted model, not a curated record. Gene Ontology annotation, molecular function: kinase binding. Gene Ontology annotation, biological process: chemical synaptic transmission. NCBI's taxonomy places the organism in Eukaryota, Metazoa, Chordata, Lepidosauria, Squamata, Varanidae.
AGCGGCGUCGGCAGAGGCGUCAGCUCCGGCGUCCCCGCAGCGAUGGCGCUGAGGCGGCCGCGGCGCGCGCGGAAGCAGGCCGGCUCGGGCUGAGACGGACCGAUCGAGCGACGGAUUGACGGACCGGCCAGCGCCGAGCCCUCGAUGGGGGCGCAGCAGCCCGCGGGAAAAAAGGGGGGAAAUACCGAGGUUAUGGUGAGGUCAACCAGCUGCGCCAGCAAGUGGGGAAACUCUGGACUGCCUUGAUGACCCGCUUCGCACUGCGUUAAUAUUCCAGUCUCUUUGCAUUCCAUUCGGGGAAGCUCUUCUCAGAACUCUGCUCCUCUCUCAUUAGGCAGCUGCUGCGAGCAAAGAGUGAAAUGGCGAGACAUCAAUGACUCUCAGUGUACAGCAGAGUGCUCUAUCAGCCUGCCCUGUGAAUAGCACUGUCACUUUAAUAAUUCCAUGUCGAGGGAUUGCUUUCAAUCCUCUUGGGCUUAAUACAAGUAAGGAUCAGAGGGACAUUAAAGGCCAGAAGGCAGGUGGAGAAAAUAAAAAUGAAAGUGACUGAUGUUUGGGUAACCAAGUGAAGCCAGGGAGCUUUUUUCCAGUAUGCCGAAGACCCUGGUAUACACCCAGAGCUGUAUCUAACUGGCAAAAGUCAGCUGUGAAUGCAGCACAUAAAGUCCCUCUGAACGGCUUCUGUCUUCCUCAGAAAUUUAUUUGGAUUAUUUGAGAACCGAUUUGAAGGUUAGGUGGUGUCGGAAGGUGUUGAAAUGGAUUAUUAGGACUGCCAAGACUUGGACCGUGCCUUAAUUGUCUUUCCUACAUUCACUUAACUUCUGCAAAAUCAAACAAACCAAACCCUUGGCUGUGACAAGAGGGAUUCUUAUACACUUUUGUAGGAUGAUGGGUGUUUUCUCUUGUAUAUUUUUAUAGAUUGGGAAAUAUUUUACAGAUUUUGACAACUGCUUUGGCAAAAAUUCUCUCAACUUUUUGCUUCCUCCCCUUGGUAUUCCACUGGGUGGUGUUGGAAGUUUUUCAUUGGAGAAAACGGUGAGCACCACUGUGGGAAAUGAAGAUUUAGUCCUGUUUCUAAGCUGAACUAAGUGUUUCGCAUCGGAUGACAGAUUUCUGACCUCACAAGACAAUCCCAGCGGGACUCUGUGUUGAUACCGGUAAAUAAGUGCUUGCAUCCAGUGCCAGAAAUAACUCCGAGAAUGCCAGUCAAGAAGAAAGACACUGAUCGAGCUUUAGCACUUCUGGAAGAUUAUUGUAAGAAGCUAAAAAAGCCAGAGGAGCAACAACUGAAAAAGGCCAUUAAGAAGGUGAUGGGCAUCUUCAAAAGCAGUUUGUUCCAGGCACUGCUAGACAUCCAAGAAUUUUAUGAAGUGACACUACUAAACUCCGAGAAAAGUUGCCAGGAAAAAAUAGAAGAGACAAAUCAGGUUGCAGAGAAAUGGGAGAAGACACAGUCUCUGGUCACAGACAAUGGAAGUCAAAACAACGCCCAGGAGGCUGCAGCUUCGAAUGGGCCAGACAGAUGGGCAACUUCCAAAAAGCAGGAUAAGGGGAACCAGGCUUCUGAUCAGCAUUCCAAAGAUCAAACCGCAAAGCAAAGCCACACUCGGUGCCCGGCUCACAAGUGUUCUGUUGAAUCACCUGGAUGGAUACCAGUGCAGCACAUGAAGUACCGCUACCAAGAUGAAGAUGUGCCACAUGAUCAUACUUUACCUCGUUUAACCCAUGAAGUGAGGGGGCCAGAACUAGUUCACAUUUCCGAAAAGAAUUUGUCACAGAUAGAAAACGUCCACGGAUAUGUCCUGCAGUCUCACAUCUCCCCGUUGAAGGCCAGCCCUGCUCCUAUAAUUGUCAACACGGAUACAUUGGACACAAUUCCCUAUGUCAAUGGCACAGAGAUUGAAUAUGAAUUUGAAGAAAUUACAUUGGAAAGGGGUAAUUCUGGUCUGGGCUUCAGUAUUGCAGGAGGAACAGAUAACCCGCACAUCGGGGAUGACCCUGGAAUAUUUAUUACUAAGAUUAUACCAGGAGGAGCUGCAGCAGAGGAUGGACGACUCAGAGUCAACGACUGCAUCUUGAGAGUGAAUGAGGUCGAUGUCUCGGAAGUUUCGCACAGCAAAGCUGUUGAAGCGCUCAAGGAAGCGGGCUCUAUAGUGCGGUUGUACGUCCGCCGAAGAAGACCUAUUCUGGAAACUGUUGUCGAAAUCAAACUGUUCAAGGGACCCAAAGGUCUGGGGUUCAGCAUUGCUGGCGGCGUGGGGAACCAGCACAUUCCCGGAGACAACAGUAUCUACGUUACUAAAAUUAUUGAUGGAGGAGCAGCACAGAAGGAUGGGAGGUUGCAGGUUGGAGACAGGCUCCUUAUGGUAAAUAAUUACAGUUUAGAAGAAGUAACGCACGAAGAAGCAGUAGCAAUAUUGAAGAACACAUCUGAUGUAGUUUAUUUAAAAGUUGGAAAGCCAACCACCAUUUAUAUGACGGAUCCUUAUGGCCCGCCAGAUAUUACACAUCCAUACUCCCCGCCUAUGGAAAACCAUAUACUGUCUUCAGGCAACAACGGCACUUUAGAAUACAAGGCAUCUUUGGCCCCGAUUUCGCCAGGAAGAUAUUCGCCCAUCCCAAAGCACAUGCUAGUGGAAGAUGACUAUACCAGGCCUCCUGAACCCGUUUACAGCACUGUGAACAAAUUCUGUGAUAAGCCACCUUCUCCUAGGCACUAUUCCCCUGUCGAGUGUGACAAAGGGUUCCUCCUUUCAGCUCCCUAUUCCCACUACCACCUAGGCCUGCUCCCUGACUCUGAGAUCAACAGUCAUUCGCAGCACAGUACAGUCAAAAGGCCACCCACAGUAAGCAUACAGCGGAGUAUUUCUAUAGAAGGAGAACCUCGAAAAGUUGUUCUGCACAAGGGCUCGACAGGGCUUGGUUUCAACAUCGUAGGAGGAGAAGAUGGUGAAGGCAUUUUUGUCUCCUUCAUCCUAGCGGGUGGACCAGCUGACCUCAGUGGGGAGCUGCAGAGAGGAGAUCAAAUUUUAUCUGUGAAUGGAAUAGAUCUUCGUGGUGCUACCCAUGAGCAAGCAGCUGCUGCCCUCAAAGGAGCAGGCCAGACUGUGACAAUCAUAGCACAAUACCAGCCAGAAGAGUACGCUCGGUUUGAGGCCAAAAUCCAUGACCUGCGUGAGCAGAUGAUGAAUCACAGCAUGAGUUCGGGGUCGGGCUCCCUGCGAACCAAUCAGAAGCGUUCCCUCUAUGUCAGAGCCAUGUUUGACUAUGACAAAAGCAAAGACAGUGGCCUUCCGAGCCAAGGACUCAGCUUCAAGUACGGUGACAUCCUGCACGUGAUCAACGCCUCCGACGACGAGUGGUGGCAAGCGAGGAGGGUGAUGCUGGAAGGGGACAGCGAAGAGAUGGGAGUUAUUCCCAGCAAAAGGAGGGUUGAAAGAAAAGAGAGAGCUCGUUUAAAGACAGUGAAGUUCAACUCAAAGCCCGGUGUGAUUGAUGCAAAAGGGGACUUCCCCGGAUUAGGUGACGACGGUUAUGGAACAAAGACUCUGAAACAUGUUUCUUCUCAUGCCAGCGACAGCGAAAGUAGCAACAGGGGACAAGAGGACUGCAUUCUCUCCUACGAACCUGUAACGAGGCAAGAAAUAAAUUACACCAGACCAGUUAUUAUCCUCGGUCCAAUGAAAGAUCGGAUCAAUGAUGAUUUGAUAUCUGAAUUUCCUGACAAAUUUGGCUCCUGUGUACCACAUACAACUCGGCCAAAGCGUGAUUAUGAAGUGGAUGGGAGAGAUUACCAUUUUGUCAUCUCGAGAGAACAAAUGGAAAAGGACAUCCAAGAGCACAAAUUCAUAGAGGCCGGACAGUACAAUGAUAAUCUCUAUGGAACCAGCGUGCAAUCCGUGAGAUUUGUGGCAGAAAGGGGCAAGCACUGUAUACUCGACGUAUCGGGAAAUGCCAUAAAACGACUACAAGCGGCCCAGCUUUACCCCAUUGCUAUCUUCAUUAAGCCUAAAUCGUGGGAGCCGUUGAUGGAAAUGAAUAAACGCUUCACAGAGGAGCAAGCCAAAAAAACAUAUGAUCGAGCAAUGAAAUUAGAACAAGAAUUUGGAGAAUAUUUUACAGCUAUUGUCCAAGGAGAAACCUUAGAAGAUAUAUAUAACCAAUGCAAGCUUGUAAUCGAAGAACAAUCUGGGCCUUUCAUCUGGAUUCCUUCCAAGGAAAAGCUAUAAAUUAGCCAAUUCACCUCUGAUCAUGGCAGAAGAGUAUUUAGAAGAAAACAUAAUCCUAUCUUAUUUGGACGCUUUUGGGGAGGGGUGAUUUUUUGGGGGGAGGGAAGGGAGUUACUUUUAUGUUUCUUGCAGUCAAUGUGAAUUUUUUCUGAAUGUACAACACGAAGUGUUCGAAGCCAUGGACAAACACUGGUUUGGUCAUAAAGGGUAGAGAAAAAGAAAAGCCUAAACAAGAAGACGACUUUUGCCAUAUAAACAAAACAAAAACGGUCACUGUGUGCUCACCACACCUUCACAGGGACAGAUAUAUGGCGCAGAGGCCCACUGUCCAAGAGAGCUGGCCGGCAUCUCUGCCUACAUCCCAAAUCUGUAUUCUUGGCUCAGUUCGGUGUGUUUUUAUUGAUUGCUUUGAAGAAGAAGUCCCCAGCACUCUUGGUCCUGCAAGGAGCUCUGGCUUCCAAUCGGUAAGAUGGGAGUUUGAAGCAAAGAUGGAGGAAACUUGUUCUUAGCUGGUUCUCUAGACGAGAAGCAAAGUACCUUGCACCUUGCAGGAUAGUAUCCUACAUAACCCGAUCCAUUAUCUGCUGAACUCCACAAAGACCUUGAAUGCUUUUUUCUGGAAGUUGGGGCUGGUUUUGCUCAUAGCACAUUUCUAUUUGCUACACCUUAACUUUCAUAUAACUAUGCACAUCUCUCCCUCCCUCCCCCCCUCCCUCCCUCCCUCCCUCCCCCAGUCUCUUUCUUCCUGAAACUGUUCUGGAGCAUUAUCUUUCCUACCACUUCAGACCCACCAUUUCACUUGGUUCACAAUGACAAUGAGAUGCGGUGGGAAGUGAAGCAUUCAUGCCAAACACACGUCAAACCGUGGGAGUCCAGGGUACUUAAACUUGACGAAAAGGGGUACAACUGGGGAAAAGCUUUACAUUUUAUUUUAAUUGUCUAUAUUAUCAUUUAUAUAAAGAUAGAAAGGCACUUAAAGAUGGAAUAAUUUAUUAAAGAAUCUAUAUUGAUGUAUAGGCGCUAAUUUCUAUAGGCGACAAAAUAUUUUGUGAGAUAUUUUGUAAAGAUUAAGUAAUUGAAAGGUGAACUAUUUUUCACCCUUGGCUGGCUGUAAAAUGCAAAGUGGGGGUUUCAAGUUGCACUAUCCCAAUAUUGUUAUUUUUAGAGGAUUCCUGAUAAUAUUAUUUCUUUGCAUUCUAGAUGUUCUUUUUCCUUUCCUGGGCCUAGUUCUCAUCUCUUCUUCUUGUUUACUUUUGUCAUUUCAGCUCCUAUGUGAAGCACUCUUAAAAUAUACUUAGGACGAAAGAAAUGUAUUUCUUAAUUAAAAUAGAUUCCCCCACCCAACAAAUACAAUAUCAGUGGCUUGAAUGCGAUUUUCAUUUUCAGAGAUAUAUAGGUAUAGGAAGAAAGCCAACAUUGCAAACUCUCUUCCAAGCUUUUCCCAAACCGUGUUACUGAAACUGCCAAAAGCAACAGUGCAGUUUUGCUGGCAAGCCGCUGAUAAGAAUGGGUCCAAGAAAUCCUUGGAUCAGCUGCCCUGAUGUGCAUUGGCUUCCCCAACCUUCCCUCCCACAGCUCCCUGAAAAUGCCACCCGGAGACUCAGAAAACUUUGCCGGCUGGGGUGAGCUGUGUCCUGGGGGGACAGGUGAUCCCCAAAUCUGUUAGACAAACUCUCAGCAAGUAGACUCCUUCCUCUUAUUUUGCAGAAAGGAAAUCCUGAAUCCAACCAAAAAUGUUUGUUUCGCAGCCACCAGUAGCUGGUAAAGCUGCAAGUGGAAGCUUCCCAUUUCUGAGAGUAGAUGGUGGGUGUCAGUCUGCAAAAGUUAAUUUUGGGCUACAUGGAUCCACAGUGUGUGGUUAAUUUUAUUUUUCAUGUCCAACAUUAUGGCUCUGUAGAAGUCCAGCAGCUCUCUCGUCUGAUCACAGAAAGCUGAGAAUCAGCUUCAGCUGCGGUCCUAAACCCACUUUGCCCAGGAGUAACUCCCAUUGACUAGAAUAGGACUGACUUCUGAGACGUCGUGUACAGGAUUGCUCGCUCUACUGUACAGAGACACUAGCAGUGCGAUCCUAUACAUAUACACUCAGAAGUAAAUUCCACUGAGUUCAACAGGGCUUACACCCAGUUCAGUGAGCACAAGCUUUGCAGGAAGAACCUUCCAAGGUUUCAGGAGUUUUGACUGUCGCAAGCAGCCACUCAAACAAUUAAGCCACUGCCUGGAGAAUAGGGCAUUCUCAUCUUCUUUGUUGUAUAAGCUUUCCAGGCCAGUGAUCUCUAAGCUAUCUUUCUCUGCUAGGCUAUUUUUUAGUGGGGAGAAAAAGUGGCCCUUUCAGAUCAGUCACCUUACAGCUUUUCUUUGGCAAAUUCAACCUCUCUAUAUAAUGGCUUCCAUUUGUAACUGCAGUUGCAAAAACAUCUUAUUUCCCCACUACACACCUCAACUCUUGAUAAAACCUCUUUUUGCAAACAACGGUUCAGGCUUCGAAUGAUACGAUCCAGAGAAAAGUCAGCAUUGCUGACCCAUGGGGAAAGUACAGAUUCACCAUGCCUUUAAAUCCCACUAGUUUCCAUACCUGGAUUGGAAAUUAAGCUCCUGAAAUAGAAGUCGAUGGCUUCCCCAUUUAUUUUGAUGGACAGGGCAGUCCUGGGGAAUGUCCUCCUGAGCUGGGAAGCUCCAUUUGUGGGUUGUAGCACCUAUAACUGCAUGGAACAGCUAGAUAAGGACUUUGGGGGCAAUCCUAUGCUUGUUGAGGCAGAAAAAACCCUAAAACUUCUAGCCUCUGCUAAUUGGGGCAGGGAACAUGCUGACAGUUUUCUCUAUCUAAGCAAGCUUCGUAUUCCCCUGAAAUCACUUACUGGUCAGAUAAAAAUAUCGUGGAAUUUUAUUGCAUGACUAUUGCAUUGCAGUUAGAGGCUUGAACGAAUCCAGGGCAGCUUACAAGAUUCUGCUUCUCCCCAUUUUAUCCUCAGAGCAUCCCUGUGAUGUAGGUGAGGCACUGGCUUGAAAGGGUAGAACCGGGCUGAGAAUUACAUAGGUCGGGCUUGCUAAUCUUUUAUGUAGCACUUCUUAAAGAUGCAAGUUGUAAUUUAUAGCUUCAAAACUGACUUGUCCUACAGUAAAAUAAGACAACCUCUUUAUUUGUCUCCAUUUCAUAAAGCCGGGUAGGAGGGAAAAAGAAACGACUAUAAAGGUGUUUAGAGUUAUCAAGAGCAGCUGAUGAGAACAUAAAUUCACACUGUAUUCAUUGCUUGCUUUGCUGAUCACUGGACCUCACUGAAUAAAAGGGUUAGUCUUUCCCCAUGUGUAUCCUAAAUGGGUUGUUAGGGAAAGUAUUAAUAAUAUUUUUUGCUUCAAUCAGGCCAGCUAUAGCUAGAGACAUGCCAAAAAAAAAAUCUCUGGUUCGACUUAUCAAAAUAUUGUUUUCCAAAUCAAAAGGGCUAGAAACUUUUUUCUUAAAAAAGCUAAAACUAAUCAGUGUAGGAAAAGUGAUCUUUGGGGAACGCUCUUCAGGAACCCGUAGGCAAACCCCAGAGUUACUGGAACAAUUGUUCAUGUUUAUGUUGGUGAAACUCUGGGUCAGGAUGCCACCUGAACAGCCUGAAGCAAAAUCUUUCCAUCAUAUAUUCAACUCUGUUUUCAACAUGCAUUAUGGUUUCUUUUGCCUCUCUGUUAAGCAUGCAACCGUUCAAGAGAACUAUCCUACUGGUAAAUGUUUUGUUCUGUCAUGUGCCGUGCUUUCCAGUUUAGCAGUACCACUGUGUCCGAGUACAAUCAAUUUCUCCAUCCA